Molecule: messenger RNA, 510 nt
Organism: Diplodia corticola
Lineage: Eukaryota; Fungi; Ascomycota; Dothideomycetes; Botryosphaeriales; Botryosphaeriaceae
Exons: 2
Coding region: 1-510 (169 amino acids)
Source: RefSeq, a predicted model, not a curated record
AUGAAGUAUCCCAUCGCCACCAUCCUUCUCGCCGCCGCAGUCAGCGUCGCCGCGUUCCCCGCUCCAGCAAGCGAAGCCGAGGUCGAUGCCCUACGCGCGCGCGGCGUUUCCGAGCACGACAUCGCCGCCCGCUUCCCGCACUCGGGCCACACGACGGCCUCCAUCCUCGUGCGCCGCCACAUCGACGCCGACGGCGAAGUGUCGCCGGGCCGCUACGCGCUCCUCCACCCCCGCGACGACGUCGAGGCGCACGCCGGGCUGGCGGAAGACUCGGUCGAGGGGCUCGCCGUCGUCCAGCACGUGCAUGCCGUCAAGGACUUCAUCAGCGCGGUGCUGGGCGGCAGGAUCGCCACCGCGGGCAACGGCGGCGCCGCCAUGAUGAGGGCGCGGCGUUGGGGCAAGCGGGGUGUGGUGGGCGGCGGCGGUGAUGGUGAUGACCAUGAGCUGUUGCGGGAGGGGGAGGAGGUGCAGGUGCAGCAGAGGCCGGCGAGGUGGAUUUAUCAGUGGUGA